AUGGAGGGCAUUUUUGUGGGAUGCCGUGGAGCCGGAAUUCUUAUUUUAAUAAUACAAGGGGGUAGAGUGCAAGGGCAGGGUGGCAGUGGUAGCAAUAGUAAUAUGGUGGUUAAGAAGAUGGAGAAAUUGUGUAAUCAUUGGUUACAAGGGAACUGUAAAUUUGGAGAUAAUUGUAAGUACUUACAUCAGUGGUCUACUGGGGAUUGCUUCUCUCUUUUGACUCCUCUUGAAGGCCACCAGCAGGUUGUUACCGGGAUUGCUUUGCCUAUGGGACUGGAUAAGCUUUACAUGGGGAGUCAAGAUGACUGUCAACCCGGUCAGGUUGUUGGGGUAGUGAAUGUGGGAGGUACGGCAGGCUUUAUGCUAAGUAAAGACCCAUGCGAAUGGAACAUUCAGACAUCUACAGACCUAAGUUUAAAUGGACCUGUUGGACAAGUAUAUUCCCGUGUCAUUGGCAAUGAUAUGCUUUUUGCCGGUACGCAGGACGGGACCAUAUUGGCAUGGAAAUUCAUUGUAGCCACUAAUUGUUUUGAGCCCGCUGCCUCACUUAAGGGUCACACUCUUGCUGUUGUUACCCUAGUUGUUGGAGCUAACAGAUUGUACUCUGGUUCUAUGGACCAUUCUAUAAGAGUAUGGAACCUUGAAACUUCGCAGUGUCUACAAACUUUGACAGGACAUACGGAUGUUGUGAUGUAUGUAUUGUGUUGGGACCAGUUCCUUUUGUCAUCCUCACUGGAUAAAACAAUCGAGGUUUGGGUGGCAAUUGAAAAUGGGAGCUUGGAAGCAACUUGUGCCCACAUCGAGGAACAUGUUAUGGGAGCAAAUGAAGCUAGUGCAAUCUCUAGAUCCAUUAAUUGA
Messenger RNA from Olea europaea var. sylvestris, 858 nucleotides. RefSeq names its product zinc finger CCCH domain-containing protein 63-like. The coding region runs from base 1 to 858 and encodes 285 amino acids. NCBI's taxonomy places the organism in Eukaryota, Viridiplantae, Streptophyta, Magnoliopsida, Lamiales, Oleaceae. The record is from RefSeq and is a predicted model, not a curated record. Gene Ontology annotation, molecular function: metal ion binding; protein binding. The transcript is spliced from 8 exons.